Chelonoidis abingdonii (Abingdon island giant tortoise) is the source of this 3555-nucleotide messenger RNA. The record is from RefSeq and is a predicted model, not a curated record. NCBI's taxonomy places the organism in Eukaryota, Metazoa, Chordata, Testudines, Testudinidae.
AUGGCUGAGGGGGACCCCCGCCUGUGUGCCUAUGCUGUGGAGGUGAAAGCAGGACGGAGGGAGCCCUGUAUCCUGAGCCUCUCCCAGCGCUAUGGGCAGUGCGAGUUGAUUAUCCAUUCACAGAAGAAGGACCCAUCUGACCAGGAUAACAUUCCCAUCAACAGCCGUUUUAGAUGUGUGCAAGAGGCUGAAGAAACGCUGUUGAUUGAUAUAGCGACAAACACUGGCUGCAAGAUCAGAAUACAGGGAGACUGCACACCAGAGCGCCUCUUUGAGAUCCCCAAUGAGGAACGCUGCCUGGGGUUCCUCGCCGAAGUGCUGAAUGUACAAGAAGCCCAAUCGAAAGCACCUCUUCCUGAGCACAGGGAGCCAGCCAGCUGGUAUCAGGUGGAGAAAAACCUCCCAGCUCCUCCUCAAUCAUCUGUUUCAGGGGUUCUAGGCUUUGAAGAUCAUUUCAAUGCCAUAAGUUUGGAGAAGAAAAGAAACUUACAAAACCAGCAAAUGGGAUCUCGCCGGGAGCCUCCGCCGCCGCCUCCUCCGCAAAAUAGGCAGUUUCAUCGAGAGAGGGAAGGUAUGGCCAGAGACCAGCCAAAAGUAACCAACACCAUGCGCAAGCUGUUUGUGCCCAACACACAGUCUGGGCAAAGAGAGGGUCUCAUCAAACACUUGCUUGCCAAAAGAGAGAAGGAAUACGUCAACAUCCAGAGCUUCAGGUUUUUUGUGGGAACGUGGAAUGUGAACGGCCAGUCUCCGGACAGUGGAUUGGAACCCUGGCUAGUCUGUGACUCAGACCCCCCAGAUGUCUACUGUAUUGGGUUCCAGGAGUUGGACCUCAGCACAGAGGCUUUUUUCUACUUUGACUCAAUGAAGGAGCAAGAGUGGCUGGCUGCUGUGGAGAAGGCCUUGCACCCCAAGGCGAAGUAUAAGAAAGUGCAGGUGGUCCGUCUGGUUGGGAUGAUGCUAGUUGUGUUUGCCAGGAAGGAUCAACUGAGUUAUAUCACAGAUAUCAUGGCAGAGACUGUGGGGACUGGAAUCAUGGGGAAAAUGGGUAACAAGGGCGGUGUGGCCGUGAGGUUUGUAUUCCACAACACCACUUUCUGCAUUGUCAAUUCCCACCUCGCUGCUCAUGUGGAGGACUUUGAGCGGCGGAACCAGGAUUACAAGGAUAUCUGUGCCCGGUUAAGCUUCCUGCCCCCUGACCAGGGCCUGCCUCAGCUGAGCAUCAUGAAACAUGAUGUUGUCAUCUGGCUGGGAGACCUAAACUACAGGCUGUGCCUCCCUGAUGCCAGUGAGGUGAAAACUCUGAUCAGUAAGAAUGAGCUUCAGAAGCUGUUGACAUAUGACCAGUUGAAUAUUCAGCGGACUCAUAAGAGAGCUUUUGCUGACUUCACAGAGGGAGAGAUUAAAUUCAUCCCCACGUACAAAUUUGACUCUAAAACAGACCGCUGGGAUUCCAGUGGGAAGUGUCGCGUGCCAGCCUGGUGCGAUCGAAUCCUCUGGAGAGGGGGGAACAUUAAUCAGCUCCGGUACCGCAGUCACAUGGACCUGAAAACCAGUGACCACAAGCCAGUCAGCUCGCUGUUCCUUAUUGGGGUGAAGGUUGUGGAUGAGCAGAGGUACCGGAGAUUGUUUGAGGAUAUUGUUCGCAUGAUGGACAGAAUGGAGAAUGACUUCCUUCCUUCACUGGAGCUUAGCCGGAGAGAGUUUGUGUUUGAGAAGGUGAAGUUCCGGCAACUACAGAAGGAGAAGUUCCAGAUCACCAACAACGGGCAGGUCACCUGUCACUUCUCCUUCAUCCCCAAACUCAAUGAUAGCCAGUACUGUAAACCAUGGCUUCGGGCCGAGCCCUGUGAGGGGUACCUGGAGCCGAAUGAGACUGUGGACAUCUCCCUGGAUGUGUAUGUCAGUAAGGACUCUGUGACCCUUCUAAACUCGGGUGAGGACAGAAUUGAGGAUAUCCUUGUCCUUCACCUGGACCGAGGCAAGGAUUACUUCCUCACCAUCAGUGGGAGCUACCUGCCUAGUUGCUUCGGCACCUCCCUGGAGGCUCUGUGCCGAAUGAGACGACCAAUCCGCGAAGUUCCUGUCACCAAACUUGUUGAUCUGGGAGAAGACAGCUUCCUAGAGAAGGAGAAAUCACUUCUGCAGAUGGGCCCCUCUGACAGCGAGGAUGCCAGUGAGAGACCCCUGCAGGUGCCUAAGGAGAUCUGGCUACUGGUGGACCACCUGUUCAAGCACGCUUGCCACCAGGAGGACCUGUUCCAGACACCUGGCAUGCAGGAGGAGCUGCAGCAGAUCAUUGACUGCCUGGACACCAGUAUCCCUGAGACAAUCCCGGGCAGCAACCACUCGGUGGCUGAGGCACUCCUCAUCUUCCUGGAGGCUCUGCCGGAGCCGGUCAUUUGUUAUGAGCUGUAUCAGCGAUGCCUGGACUGUUCCCACGACAGUCGGCUGUGUCGACAGGUGAUUUCUCACCUGCCCCGGUGUCACCGCAAUGUGUUCCGUUACCUGAUGGCGUUCCUGCGGGAGCUCCUGAAAUACUCAGAGGACAACAACGUCAGUGCCAAUAUGAUUGCCACCCUGUUCACCAGCCUCCUCCUGCGGCCUCCACCCAACUUGAUGUCGAAACAGACUCCACAAGACCGCCAGCGUGCCAUCAGCUUCCUCCUCGGCUUUCUGCUCGGGGGGGACGAAGAGUGACCUCCCUGCCCACGAUGCGUGGGACCCACUGCCCGUGGUUUGGUGUUUGCCAGGCCCACCCCAUAGCCCUGGAGGGGGGAAGCUAUGCUACAGUUUGUGUUCAUCAUCAGGAAGGAAGUGACCUCCCAUUCUUGCCCCAGCUGUACCUACACUGCAGAGGACUUGUACACUCAUCACACUGCCACCCAAGCCAGAGCUCUCCACGGGACAGGGGCUGUGCUGGUUCAUCCCCCAUCAUCCCUUCCCUGCCAGUGGAGUUUUUAUGGGAAGGGCAGACCAGGAGCUCCCUGAGGGCCUGGAGGUUGGCCAUGGUGUCCCCUGGCUGGACUCUGCUGCUCUGUGUGUAUAUGUAUGUGUACACACUGACACCUGUGUGUCUUAGCCAGCUGCACAAAGGGGCUUUCCCGAGUGUGCAUCCCUUGUUUUGGACCCAGUGUGUGCCAGCAGCAGCACUGAAGGCCUCUCCAGUCCCUUCAGCGCUGCAUGGCUUUUCCUCUCCGCUCUGUGGUUUGUGUGAUGCGACCCCUGCCCCUGCAUUGCUCACCUCGCCCCUCCCCCAAGCAGGGUGGCCUUACUCUGGCUUGCUGGCACCUGGUCCAGUGCUGGGGCAGUGUUCAGGGAGGCCCUGGCCCAGCUUCCUUCUGGGGUGCCAGUGGGGUUGCUGGUGGAAUAAUGGGGUGAUGUUGCAGCCCCACUGGGGAAGGGGAGAGGCAUCUGAGUAGUUGUGUUGUGGGGGGACAGUUUAGUCUCCUGUGAGAGCGGGGCGAGGGCUCAGCCUCCUCGGGGUGUGCUGGGGUAGCUCAGUGGGGCUGCAUGGGCAGUUGGCAGGGCUGCUGAUUCUCUGGCAGGUCAGAA